Messenger RNA from Pseudoliparis swirei, 4041 nucleotides. It is a transcript of the gene ireb2, whose product is annotated as iron-responsive element binding protein 2. The record is from RefSeq and is a predicted model, not a curated record. Gene Ontology annotation, cellular component: cytosol; mitochondrion. NCBI's taxonomy places the organism in Eukaryota, Metazoa, Chordata, Actinopteri, Perciformes, Liparidae. The transcript has 22 exons. Gene Ontology annotation, molecular function: iron-responsive element binding; aconitate hydratase activity; 4 iron, 4 sulfur cluster binding. Gene Ontology annotation, biological process: citrate metabolic process; tricarboxylic acid cycle. Bases 51 to 2951 code for a protein of 966 amino acids.
GUUGCCCAGUGGAGUCGCGAAAACGGAUCGUGUUGGAUUCAGAAGUCAUCAUGGCGCUCACUCCGCCAGUCGAAGAGCACCCGUACAGCCGUCUAAUCGACACCCUGAAAGACGGCAAGAUCAAGUUCUUCAAUCCACAGAAACUAAAUGAUCCGAGAUAUGACAAGCUGCCUCUGUCCAUCCGGGUCUUACUGGAGGCAGCGAUCCGUAACUGCGACGGUGUCUACACCAAAGAAGAAGACGUCCAGAACCUUCUGGACUGGCAGCGGCAGCAGAAUAAAGCCGAGGUGCCGUUCUCUCCGGCGCGAGUCCUUCUUCAGGACUUCACUGGUAUUCCUGCCAUGGUGGACCUGGCAGCCAUGAGGGACGCCGUGGCCAAACAUGGCGGCGACCCCGGACUGGUCAACCCGAAGUGCCCCACAGACCUCAUCGUAGACCACUCAUUACAGAUCGACUACAGCAAAUGUGCCAUACAGAAUGCACCAAACCCCGGCGGAGGCGACGGUCCAAACCCAAGCCCGGGUCCUUCCCGCGCCACGCCCUCCAGGCGAGGCUCGCAGUGCGGGAGCCAGCGGGGCUCCUGCAGCAAAGCCAUCGGCAGUGACCCUCCGGCCUCCCCCGGAGCCUCGGUGCAGCAGAUCGAGAACUCUCCCCUCCUCUGCCCUUUCCACCUGCAGCCGGUGUCUGACACGGACACCGCUCUGAAGACUCAGGAAGUGGAGCUCAGCCGAAACAAAGAGCGGCUUCAGUUCUUUAAGUGGUGUUCCAAAGCCUUUAAGAAUGUGAACGUGGUUCCUCCGGACGUGGGCGCGGUCCACCAGGUGAACCUGGAGUAUCUGUCCAGAGCGAUCCAGGUCACCGACGGGUUCGUCUACCCAGACAGCGUGGUGGGAACCGACUCCCACACCACCAUGAUCAACGGCCUGGGCAUCCUGGGCUGGGGUGUUGGGGGAAUUGAGUCCGAAGCGGUGAUGCUGGGCCAGCCGGUGACUCUGACCCUCCCUCACGUGGUGGGCUGUAAACUCGUGGGCUCCAUCAACCCUCUGACCACCUCCAUCGACAUCGUCCUCGGCAUCACGAAGCACCUGCGGCAAGCCGGGAUCGCCGGGAAGUUCGUGGAGUUCUUCGGCCCCGGCGUCUCCCAGCUCUCGGUCCCCGACCGGACCACCAUCGCCAACAUGUGCCCGGAGUACAACGCCACCGUCAGCUUCUUCCCCGUGGACCGCGUCACCCUCAAGCACUUUAAAAAGACGAAUUUCACCGAGGAGAAACUCGAAUUACUGGAGUCUUACAUGCGAGCUGUGAAACUUUUCCGGAGCUACGAAGAGGCCUCAGAAGACCCCCAGUACUCUGAGGUGAUCGAGAUCAACCUGAGCUCCAUCGUGCCCUACGUCAGUGGACCGAAGAGGCCCCAGGACCGAGUGGCGGUCAGCAGCAUGAAAGAAGACUUCCAGAGUUGUCUGAAUGAGAAAGUCGGCUUCAAAGGCUUCCACGUCUCCAAGGAGAAGCAGGACAAGCGCGUCCCUUUCCUGCACGGCGGUCAGGAGUACCAGCUGGCCCACGGCUCGCUGGUCAUCGCCGCCGUCAUCAGCUGCACCAACAACUGCAACCCGUCCGUCAUGCUGACGGCAGGUCUACUGGCCAAGAAGGCUGUGGAGGCGGGGCUUGUUGUCAAGCCUUAUAUCCGGACCAGCUUGGCUCCUGGAAGUGGCAUGGUCACUCACUACCUCAACACCAGUGGAGUCCUGCCUUACUUUAGCCAGCUGGGGUUUGAGGUGAGCGGUUACGGCUGCGCCACCUGCGUCGGCAACACGGCGCCGCUGCCCGACGCCGUCGUGGACGCGAUCAAACAGGGGGACCUGGUGGCCUGCGGCGUGCUGUCCGGCAACAGGCACUUUGAAGGGCGCCUGUGCCACUGCGUGCGCGCCAACUACCUGGCCUCGCCGCCCCUGGUGGUGGCGUACGCUCUGGCGGGGACGGUGGGGAUCGACUUCGAGAAGGAGCCCGUGGGUGUGACCUCGGAGGGGAAGGAGGUGUUUCUCUGUGACAUCUGGCCCACCAGGGAGGAGGUGCAGCAGACGGAGGAGGACACCGUCAUCUGCUCCAUCUUCAGGGAUCUCAGGGGCCGGAUGGAGAAAGGGAACUCCAUGUGGAACAACAUUGAAUGUCCAGAUUCGGUUCUCUUCCCGUGGGAUCACAAGUCCACGUAUAUCCGCUCGCCGUCCUUCUUCAGCAAGUUGAGCAAAGAGGUGCCGCCUCCCCCGUCGAUAGAGAACGCUCACGUUCUGCUGUUCCUCGGGAACAAAGUGCUGACGGACCACAUCUCGCCGGCGGGCAGCAUCGCCCGGGUCAGCGCCGCCGCCAAGUACCUGCUGAGCAAACGUUUGACGCCGCGGGAGUUCAACUCGUACGGCGCCCGCCGAGGGAACGACGCGGUGAUGACCAGAGGAACGUUCGCCAGCAUCAAGCUCCAGAACCGCUUCAUCGGCAAACCGGGCCCCAAAACCCUGCACAUCCCCUCAGGCCAGACGAUGGACGUCUUCGAGGCGGCCGAUCGCUAUCAGAAAGACGGCGUUCCCCUCAUCAUCCUGGCAGGAAAAGACUACGGCUCGGGGAACUCCAGGGACUGGGUCGCCAAAGGACCAUACCUGCUGGGGGUUCGCGCGGUCAUCGCCGAGAGCUUCGAGAAGCUGCACAAGAGCCAGCUGGUGGGGAUGGGCAUCAUGCCGCUCCAGUUUCUGCCCGGCGACAGCGCCGACUCGCUGGAGCUCAGCGGCAAGGAGAGGUUCAGCAUCGCCCGGCCCGACAGCCCGAGGCCCCGGCAGCAGCUCACAGUGGAGACCAGCCAAGGGAAGUCCUUCUCCGUCACCGCGCUGUUCGACACGGAGAUGGACGUCACGUACUUCCGACACGGCGGCCUCCUGCGAUACGUCGCUCGGACUUUGCUCUGAAGCCCGACGGCGCCCGGCGGUUCUUCAUCAUCAUCUUAAAUUAUGACGAAGAGCGACACGGAUGGCGAGCGGCGAUGAACCGCUUCAGACUUUUGGAGUCGUAUUUUCGUUCUCGACCUGAGCUCCCCGUGACUUUCUUCGGGAACGUUUCUCCUCGGGAGAAGACGACCCGUGACAUUCGCUCAACGAGGAGCCUGAACCCGACGCGACCUUUUGAAACAUCUUUUUAAUUAUUCUUUUAUGUUUUUAUUGUGUCGGAGGCUGGAUUAUUGCUGCGUGCCGAGGGGACAUUUGUCAUAAAGUUUCUGCUUCUGUUGUCGCCUAGAGAGACGUCGAUGGAGCUCGGCUCGGCGGCUUCAAUACUUCAUUUUUUUUAAAGGCUAUUUCCUGUUUUUACCAACAUCCAAGUAAAGUCUCAUUUUGCAGAAUUGACGUCGUUCUGGGGGAAAUGUGAAAUCCCUCUUGGCGUCAUCACUCGGCUACAUAAACAUGUCCCCACCCCCCACCCCCCCCCCCCCCCCGACGGCUUUCCAUUAAAGGUAAAUUAUAAAUCACGAAAGUUUUCUUGUCCUUAAUAAACCCAUUAAUAAUAAUCCAUAACGGUUUGAUGCCUUUUUGAGCCAAAACAAAGACACAUUUUGUCUUCGUACCCAAAGAAUUAAAUAUGACCAAAAUGCAAUAUUCUCGUUGUUCUGGCCGUAGAGGUUUUGUUUUUGUUUUGAAGGAUCACAACAGACGGCCUUAAACCUCUCCGAGAGCUUUUAAAUCUCUUCCUGCGGCCGCAGCGCUCGCCGGGGAUUGCAGAGGCGUUUAAUUAAAAGGUUUGAAACCGAUGCAUUGUGGGUAAUGUUGGCGCCAGGGUUUGAGGAGAGAAACGCGUGUGGAGUACGGCAAGAAAAAGCAAAUUACUAUUUCUAUAUUUUUUUACAUAUUCUCACUUUUAAAAAUAUAUUUUAAUUUUUUUACUCUUCCCGGUCGUGACUCCGAUGUGGAGUUAAAAACUGCUUUAAAGUUCCGCGUCAUCAUGUCGUCGGUGUUUCUCACUUAGACUUCUGUCACUCCUUGAAUAUAAAUAAAGCUCUUUGCUUGA